Molecule: messenger RNA, 2664 nt
Organism: Prinia subflava (tawny-flanked prinia)
Lineage: Eukaryota; Metazoa; Chordata; Aves; Passeriformes; Cisticolidae
Product: zinc finger protein 586-like
Exons: 1
Coding region: 66-752 (228 amino acids)
Biological process (GO): regulation of gene expression
Cellular component (GO): nucleus
Source: RefSeq, a predicted model, not a curated record
AGGAGGCCAGGGAGGACAAAUCCCCUCAGCAGAACCUCGUGGAAGAGGCUGUUUUGAGCGGCUCCAUGGCACAGGAAUGCAACGGGGAGGAAAAGGUGCUGAGAUCCCGCCCGAGGAGGGGCUCCAAACGCAUGCCAGGGUGCUCCGAGGAGGAAGGACCCACCCUGUGUCAGGAAGGCAGCCAGAGAUGUGGCCAGAGCUCUGAGCUGGUGGUGCAUGAACAGCUUCACAAUGGCAAGAAGCUGCACCAGUGCUCGGAAUGUGGGAAGAGUUUCUGUGCAAAGUCCAGCCUGGUCCGGCACCAGAAGAUCCACACUGGGGAACGGUGCUACGAGUGUGGGAAAUGUGGGAAGGGCUUCAGAGACACUUCUAACCUGAUGAUCCACCUGAGAGUCCACACUGGGGAACGGCCCUAUGAGUGUGGGGAGUGUGGGAAGAGCUUCACUCGGAGCUCUAAAUUGAUUGUCCACCAGAGGAUCCACACUGGGGAACGGCCCUAUGAGUGUGGGGAGUGUGGGAAGUGCUUCACUACGAGCUCCAACCUGAUUGUCCACCAGAGGAUCCACACUGGGGAACGGCCCUAUGAGUGUGGGGAGUGUGGUAAGUGCUUCACUACGAGCUCCAACCUGAUUGUCCACCUGAGACUCCACACUGGGGAACGGCCCUAUGAGUGUGGGGAAUGUGGGAAGAGCUUCACUGAGAACUCCACUUUAUACAAGCACAGGAGGAUCCACAGUGUUGAACGGCCCUAGAAAUGUGGAGAAUGUGGGAAAGGCUUCAUGAAGAGCUCCCACCUCAAACACCACCAGAUGCUGUGCACUGGAAUCUGACCCUGUGUGUUGGGAGAGCGGGAACAGCUUCUGUGACAGCUCUGGCCUGAUCAUGCAGCAGGCAGUGCACACUGGGGAAUGCCUCUACACGUGCUCAGAAUGUGGGAAGAGCUUCAUCCAGCACUCCAAGCUGUUUGUCCACCGGCAGAUGCACAGCGGAGAGAGGCCCUAACAGUGUCUUGAGUGUGGGAAGAGCUUGUCCCAGAGCUGUGCCGUGACCCAAGAGCAGUGGAGGCAGCAGGAAGGGAAGCCCUACAAGUGCCCCGCGUGCGGGAAGAGCUUUGUGCGCUGCUCCAACUCCAUCCCCCGUUGGAGGAGCCCAUUGGAUGAUCCCCAGUGAGCUGGGUUGGGCAGAGCCUUGGAGAUCCACGGUCCUGGUGAUCCAUGGUGGGAAGAGAGCUGGCUGGUGGUCUCCACAUCUUCCUGGCCCCCUGUGGGCACCUGGAUGCAAAAGGAGCUCAAGGGGACGUGGCCAUGGAUGGUGACAUGGACAUGGAUGGAGACAUGAGGGUGACAUGGACACGGGUGGGGACAUGGAAGGCCAAGAUUGGGGGCAUGGUGGGGAUACGGGCAUGGGUGGGGACAUCAGGGCACACGGACGUGGGCUGAACUUCCAGGGAAUGUGGGGCACGGUGGGUUUGAGUGAACUCAGGGCUCUUGGGAGGGCCGUGGGGUGCUGUGUCAUGAAACUGAAAUUCCAGAUCAUCCCAGCGUGUGCCGUGGAUCCCAGAGGGGAAUUCCCAAGGCUCCCAGGGUGCCGGUUCUGCCCUGCUGCCCAGGGGAGCUGUGCCCAAGGGGCAGGUGACAAGGUCCUGAAGCUGUGUAGGCUGACAAAGCAGACAGCAAAGGUUGGUUUGCUGGACAUUUUCCAGCCCAUUGCCAGCUCCAAGCAGAGGGAAGAAGAAAAGGAAAGUGAGUCCCUGACAGAAUCCCAGAACCAUUGCAGUGGGAAGGGCCCCUGGCCGUGGGCUGCAGUGCCAGGAGGGAGAGACGCCUCUACCCCAGUGAGGUGCACAUGAGACCAUAGCAGCAGCACCUAUGGAUUUAUUUAAGAUUUAUUUUAUUGAAGGUUCUAAACAAUCUUGUAGUAGUUGGAUUUCACUGUAAUUUAUUUACUUUAAUUAUAAAAUUAUAAUUGCUUGUAAAUAGUUAUGGUAAGUUUUUAACCGCUUUAACGUAGGAUAAAAUUUGUAAACGCUUUGAGCAGUGUAAAAGGGGAAGAGAGGCUUUCACAAGAUGUAAUUGGGCUUGGAAAAGAUGAAUUUUAAGAUAUGAUUAUUAUUGCAAUGUAUAUGUCCAAGAUAGCAUAAAUGGAGAGCAGAAGAGCAUAAAAGGAGAAAUAGCAAAACCCCUUAAAGUGGCAUCUGAAGACCACCCUAGACCUGCGACGUGUUCAACUCUUGAAGUGUGCAAGGUUGCAGAAAAUCUGAAUUAAGAUUGUGGUCAACAAGCUUAAACUAAAUCUGCUCAAUCACUUGAGGAAAUAAUACAUCUGCAACGGUAUAAAAGACUGCAGACUGAAGCAGUGGGUGUGUACUGGCUUUGCCAGGCCCCUGUAUAUUUUGCUUUCUGUUUUAUCCCUUAUUAUCCUUCAUUAAAUCUCUUAAAAAUUUUCAGUGGAGUGUGCUUCAUUUUUAACACUGUACAAGGAAUGUGAGGUAGAGAAUUAAGAAAAGAAGUGUCAGAGAGGAAAAGAAACAGGAAAUUCCUCUGGCUCAGGCUCCGCAGCUGCCGGGCAGAGCCGCAGCACCCAGUGCUCCCCACUUCCACCUGUUAAAAAUGACAUUAUUUUAUAAAAAUAACAUUGGGUUCUGCAUUUAUGUAUUAGCAUGGU